AUGACGGACUCGUUGGAGAAGAGAAUCGCCUGCAGGGUAACGUAUAUCUGGCUCUCCGGUAGGGAUUCCCAUCACGACAUCCGCAGUAAGGACCGAACGGCGUAUCUGACGGCUAAUGAAAUUUCGAAGCAUCCCAAAGAGCUGCUUACCGAGGGGCUUUUCCCUGUGUGGAACUUUGAUGGCUCUUCGACAAACCAGGCCCAUGGCGCAGAUACUGAGAUCCUUCUUAAUCCAGUUAAUGCAUACCACUGCUGCAUUCCUCGACGCUCGGCAACAAUACCGUGGAUUCUUGUGUUGGCUGAGUGCUGCCUACCAAAUGGUGAACCAACAAAAGACAACUCGCGUGCCACGGCGCGUCGCAUAUUUGAGCGGGGGCAAGAUGAGCACCCUUGGUUUGGAAUGGAACAGGAAUUUUUUUUGAUGAAGGAUGGACUUCCAUACGGUUGGCCAUCAAACGGAUUUCCGGCUCCACAGGGGCCAUAUUACUGCUCUACGGGCGCCUCCUUUGCUCCUGGGAGGAAAUAUGUUGACUUGCAUUAUGAAGUAUGCCUGCAGAUGGGGCUGAAUAUCUCUGGCACAAAUGCAGAGGUUGCGCCUGGCCAGUGGGAGUUUCAAGUGGGCCCCUGUGAGGGCAUUGAAAUGGGAGAUCAGUUGACUGUAGCACGAUGGGUAUUGCUACGGAUUCUGGAAGGUGAUAAUUUGGACGUGGACUAUCGCGCAAAGCCCAUCCGGGGUGAUUGGAAUGGCAGCGGGCUUCAUACAAAUUUUUCCACAGCCUCCACUCGGGCUGAGAAUGGACUGAGCGUAAUCUACGAAUAUGUGGAGAGGUUGAAGAAAACCUUGUCAAAGGAUAUUAUUUUCUAUGGCGCUGAAAACGAUGAACGACUAACGGGGAGGCACGAGUCUUCAAGGCCAAACGAGGUGACCGCCGGAGUUGGUACGAGGCAUACCUCGAUUCGUAUUCCCAACGCUGUUGCCGCAGAGCAGAAAGGAUACAUGGAGGAUCGGCGACCUGCUGGCGAUGCAGAUCCUUAUCUUGUUUCGUCGAGGCUGUUUUCGUCUUGUGUUGCGCUGGAGGCCCCGGAGUUGGAUUUGAUGUCAUCACUCCAUGAGAGAGCGUGGAUGAGGUUUGAUAAUUUGUCCCAAAAUUGA
Molecule: messenger RNA, 1152 nt
Organism: Trypanosoma rangeli
Lineage: Eukaryota; Euglenozoa; Kinetoplastea; Trypanosomatida; Trypanosomatidae
Product: putative glutamine synthetase
Exons: 1
Coding region: 1-1152 (383 amino acids)
Cellular component (GO): cytoplasm
Molecular function (GO): glutamine synthetase activity
Source: RefSeq, a predicted model, not a curated record